ACAUUUCAGUAUGGGAAAGCAAAAGAAAGUAGGUUUGGGUCAGGCCCUCAAAGCAAACAUCAGAAACACCCGCCAUGUCCCAGCCAGUCACCGCCACACCUCCGGAUCCGCCACCAAAGACUUCGCCACCCUCCACUCCUGCACCCAGGAGAACGAUCUAGACUCCUUCCUGCGAACAGCAGACCUCGCCAACACCGACUUUACUGCUGAGAAACUAAACCUGAAAGUGGUGACACUCAGUUACUCAGAAGCUAUACCUCACCCCGAGGAGCAGAUGGCGCGACGCGCUGCGUACAUGAAGCACCGGGAGGAGGUGAGAAUACCCCGGAGACCACCAUGGACCAAGGAGAUGAGCAAAGAAGUGCUGGAGCAGAAUGAGAGGGACGCCUUUAUUAUCUGGAGAAAAGCACUGGCUGUUAUAGAGGAGAACCAACAUAUUAUCCUGACUCCCUUUGAGAAGAAUCUGGAAGUUUGGCGUCAGUUGUGGAGGGUGACAGAGAGGAGUGAUGUGGUUAUACAGAUUGUUGAUGCGAGAGAUCCCCUGUUUUAUUGGUGCACUGAUUUACUGAAGUAUGUCAAGGAGAUUGACGCGAAGAAGGGGAAUAUUCUUCUUGUUAAUAAAUCAGAUUUUUUGUCAGAUUUUCAGAGGACAGUUUGGUCUAAUUAUUUCAAAUCGCAAGGUAUCAAGACGAUAUUUUACUCAGCAAUUAACGAGUUAGAGGAAAUACAGGAUGCUGAAGCUGAGGAAUCAAAUGAAGUUACAGAUGACAUCGACAACAAACUUGACGAUGAGGAAUUGCUUAUUCUCUCAAAUUUUAAUAAGUUUUCUCUCUUAGCAAAACAGUCUGCAGAACCUGAAUCUGAGUCAUCUUUAUCGACACUUUCUGAAAACGAUGAGUCAGAGGCAGCUAAGGAGGAAACGACUGGCACUGAAAUGAACACUGAUAUCUUUAAGGACAUUACCAAUGAAGAGAAUACUCCAGAUAAAAUAGAUGUUGUCAUGUCCGAGACUACUGAGAUAGAACCUGUUGAGUCUGUAGAACGGGAAAACCCCGCUGAAGUUCCUACUGAAUCAAGUAUAUCCACGAUAUUGCAAAUGAUUGAAGACGGUGGAGUCUUAACAAAUUCAGACCUUUUAACAUACCUCGCAAAGUUGGCUGGUGAUCAUCAGCCGGCUGAAGGGUCAGUAGAAUUUACGAUAGGACUAGUUGGUUAUCCUAAUGUUGGCAAGAGUUGUACUCUCAACUCGUUACUGCAGGAAAAACGUGUCCAAGUGUCCAGUACUCCGGGUAAAACGAAGCACUUCCAAACGUUUAAAAUGAAACUGGACGGACAUGACGUGAUGCUUUGUGAUUGCCCUGGACUUGUAUUUCCUAACAUAGCCGCCAGUCAAAGCGAAAUGUUCUGCAAUGGUAUAUUACCAAUCGAUCACAUGAGAGAUUCUGUCGGACCGAUAUCCCAUCUCAUCGAUAAAAUUCCUCGCAUAGUUUUGGAGUCUAUAUAUGGAAUGAAGUUGCCGGUUCCUGAUGUUGAGUUAGAAGGAGCUCGUUUACCGUAUGCUCAUGAAGUUUUAAGAGAGUAUGGCUCACUGAGAGGCUUCAUGACAACCCACGGUACACCCGAUGAGAGCAGGGCUGCUAGGAUCCUUCUUAAGGACUAUGUUAACGGUAAACUGCUAAAUGUCAAACCUCCACCAGAUUAUGAAGGGCCUGAGUUCAAUCCUAUCUGUGAGAGUUACAUGUCCAGAAUCAUAUCUUCUGCUGCUAAAGUAAAGAAAACUACUGUGACAAUCGCCAAGGAAAGCUGUGAGACCAAUUUUUUCAAGCCGAGGGAAGUGAAAAUGAUAGUAAAUGGGAGGACUCCAGGUCAGUAUCAGAAAGAAGGAGCAGUGGGUCCUAAACCCUGGAAAAAACAUUAUAAGGGUAACAGCAAGGUGAAAACCAGAAUAACAUCUAAUGAUCUCAAUUACUGAGUAUAUUUUGUUGUCUGACGGUGGAAUGAUCGCGGAGUGGUGAUCCGUCUGUUCUUUUAACGGUUUUAAUGUUUUUAGUGGUGUAGAUUUUGUGACUAAACUGUGCGUUGAAGCAAAAUAAUUUAACUUAUUGACAUCAUA
Molecule: messenger RNA, 2113 nt
Organism: Bolinopsis microptera
Lineage: Eukaryota; Metazoa; Ctenophora; Tentaculata; Lobata; Bolinopsidae
Exons: 1
Coding region: 11-1972 (653 amino acids)
Biological process (GO): ribosomal subunit export from nucleus
Cellular component (GO): cytosol
Molecular function (GO): GTPase activity; GTP binding
Source: RefSeq, a predicted model, not a curated record